AUGAGGCUGGUCUCGCCUCCUCCUCCUCCUCGCCACGAGGAACCUCGGCGAUAUGAAUGUGAGAAUCGUCAGGAGACACCUCCAAUACCAAGGGGUCGAGCGGAGCACCGAGGAAGGCGGCUCGAGAUGCCCUUGUUCCAAGGAGAUGAUCCCCAAGGUUGGGUGUUCAGGGCCGACCGGUAUUUUGCCGUGAAUGACGUGGAAGAUGAGGAGAAGGUGAUGGUAGCUUCGGUUUGUUUGGAGGGGCAAGCCCUGGGUUGGUUCCAAUGCGCUGACGCGCAGAAUCCGUUUCGAUCUUGGCAGGAGCUCCGCGCGGCGGUGCUAAGGAGAUUUGGCCGCGCCAGGGAAGUCGACCCGGUGGAGCAGUUGAUGGCCCUUAGGCAGCGCAUGUCGGUGGUAGAAUACCGAGACGAGUUUGAGGUCACGGCAGCACAUAUGCACGGGGUUCCAAAGACCGUAUUCAAGGGGGCCUUCCUCCAUGGACUCAGGGAAGAUAUCCGGGCCGAACUAAAGUUGCAUAGGCCCAAUGGGCUGCAUGAGAUGAUGGAUCUGGCCCAGCAAGUGGAAGCCCGUAAUGAGGCUGCCGACAGGGUACUCAUCGUGGCGGAGGAAGGGGAUAAACCAGGGGAGGACUGCGAGGAGGAACCCGAGCCUCUGGAGAUGGACAACAAGGGGAAGGAGGUUCUAAACGUAAAGGUGGAUUUGUCCCUGAAUUCGAUGCGGGGGAUGUCUUCAUCCAACACGAGGAAGCUCCGAGGAUGGAUUGGCGGACGGGAAAUCGUGGCGCUAGUAGACAGCGGCGCCACCCAUAGUUUCAUCUCGAAACUGGUGGUGAAGGAGCUGCACCUGCCAAUGGACUCCACGGUAAGCAACAAUAUCUUGGUUGGUAAUGGAAUGUGUGUCAAGCAAACAGGCGUGUGUUGGGGUGUUAGAGUCUGGAUUCAGGGACAUUUGGUAGAAGAGAAUUUCUUCUCCUUCGAAUUGGGUGGGGCAGACUUGGUGUUAUGGGUGUCUUGGCUCAACACCCUCGGAAAGGUUCGGGCAGACUGGUCCAAAUUUGUAAUGAAAUUCCGUGCUGGACCUACCUGGGUGGUGUGGAGAGGUGACCCGAGCCUGUGCUACGCACCAACCAAGAUGCAUUCUUUCGUCAGAACUUGGCCAUCAGCAGGGGUGGGGGUAUUGGUCGAGGUAUGUGAACUCUCAGCACAGUAA
Morus notabilis is the source of this 1212-nucleotide messenger RNA. RefSeq lists its product as uncharacterized. The coding region runs from base 1 to 1212 and encodes 403 amino acids. Lineage: Eukaryota; Viridiplantae; Streptophyta; Magnoliopsida; Rosales; Moraceae. Gene Ontology annotation, molecular function: aspartic-type endopeptidase activity. The record is from RefSeq and is a predicted model, not a curated record. The transcript has 2 exons. Gene Ontology annotation, biological process: proteolysis.